Molecule: messenger RNA, 6058 nt
Organism: Oncorhynchus gorbuscha (pink salmon)
Lineage: Eukaryota; Metazoa; Chordata; Actinopteri; Salmoniformes; Salmonidae
Gene: eif2ak3
Product: eukaryotic translation initiation factor 2-alpha kinase 3
Exons: 17
Coding region: 331-3783 (1150 amino acids)
Biological process (GO): protein phosphorylation
Molecular function (GO): ATP binding; protein binding; protein kinase activity
Source: RefSeq, a predicted model, not a curated record
UACACGACUUGUGCAGAUUGAUGGUGCAGGUGUGCAAUCGGCUUUCUACGCUGGUCAUUUUGCGUUUAGUUGCUACUUGUCUGUCCUAUUGCUGUGUGGAGACGGGGAGGGAGUAGCGUUACUAAGGCCAGUCUUGUGUCAGGUAUAAGGGAAUAACAGUAUGGUGCCUUAACGGUGGUUUGUUUACCUAGCGAAGGAAAUGACUUCGAAGAAAGAACAACUCUCAUCUACAUUUACUUGUAUAAAACCUACUCGGCUUUUUUAAAUUUUUUACUUUUACUCUGGGCUUGGCAUGUAAAUAGUCUAUGUACUGAUGUGCCAUUGUUACAAAUGGAAAGGGAGUUUCACUUUGGGAACGUGAGCAUAUCCCUAGUGCUCAUGUUGUUUUUGAGGGCUUUGACCGGGACGUCUCCAACUCUAAGCUUUACCUCCGGGAGAGAGCCUCAAACCGCAGCCGCUCCGGGGUCACACAGAGCCGGGGAAGAUGGAAACGAAGGGGUGUUGGUGGAACGGGGCUUGGAAAGUAUCGGCGGUCCUCUUCCGGGUGUUAUCGGAGAGGUGACCGUGGAGGAUCAUGACGAUGAGAGCGGGGCGACCGGGAACGGAGAGGAGUCGUACGGAGAAAGUGACGGAAACAUCAGACCGAAACGCUCUCUGGUGAUCAUCAGUACUCUGGAUGGUCGUAUCUCAGCUCUAGACCCCUACAACCAGGGACGCAAACAGUGGGACCUAGACGUAGGGUCAGGAUGUCUGGUCUCAUCCAGCCUCAGCAAACCAGAGGUGUUUGGUAAUAAGAUGUUCAUCCCAUCAUUGGACGGAGAGUUGUUCCAGUGGAAUAGAGACAGAGAGAGCAUGGAAGCUGUUCCCUUCAGUGUCGAGUCUCUCCUGGAGUCGUCCUUUCGCAUCGGGGAAGACACGGUCCUGGUGGGGGGAAAGAGUCUCACGAGCUACGGUCUGGGAGCCUACAGCGGCAAGCUGAGGUAUAUCUGCUCAGCAGUUGGCUGUAGCCGCUGGGGGGAGGAGGAAACAGAGCCUGAGGAUGUGUUGCUGCUGCAGAGAACCCAGAAGACCGUCAGGGCCGUGCGACCACGCUCCGGCUUGGAGAAGUGGAACUUCAGCGUGGGGAGCUUUGAGCUGAGGUUUGUUCCCGACAAACAGCUGACCAGUAACUUCCUGGAGGGAGAGAUGGCGAGUGGCGAGGCCAUGUGGAAGGAGGAGCAGAGGAGCAGUGGGCAGAAGGUUAUCAUGGAGGAGACCACAGACAACCACAGACACACAACCACAGACACGCACACUGACACACCUGGGUCUGGGACACCAGACCUAGUCAUCAAGGUGUCUGUUCCUGACUGGAAGGUGAUGGCCUUCAGCACCCAGCCUGGAGGAAAGCUGGUCUGGGAACAGCAGUUCUGCACGCCCAUAGCCUCUGCCUGGUUGGUUGGAGGGGGGAAGGUAACGCCCAUCAGCCUGUUUGAUGACACGCCCUACAGCAGUCGUCCUGACGCGGAGGAGCAGGAGGAGGAGGACGAGGACAUUAUGGAGGCGGCUCGGGGAGCUACUGAGUCCAGCGUAUACCUGGGUAUGUAUCAGGGCCAGCUGUACCUGCAGUCGUCCGUCAAGAUCUCAGAAAGGUUCCCAUCUAAAGCCCUAAACGGGCCCGGUCCGAACCCGGACACCGUCCCUACCAUCAGAUGGAAACCUCUCAUACAUUCUCCAUCUCGGACUCCUGUUCUGGUUGGUUCUGAUGAGUUUGACAAAUGUCUGAACAACGACAAGUUCUCUCAUGAAGAAUACAGCAACGGAGCUCUGUCAGUCCUGCAGUACCCGUAUGACAACGGGUACUACUACCAAUACAGUAAGCGUUACCGUGGGCGACGCGGCGUGGCGGAGGUGUCUCUGCUGAAGGGUGGUGGUGCAGUGGGGGAGAGGAGGAGGAAGGAUCCGGUCCUGUUACUGCCCUGGUGGAAAGAGAUUCUCGGGACCAUGGUGUUCUGUAUCGCUGCUACCACCUAUAUAGUCAGGAAGUUCUUCCAACCCCCCGCCCCGGUGGAGUACAUACGGCAACGCAAGGAGUCGGAGACUCAGUGUCAGACAGACAGCAAGUAUGACCUUGAGGUGGCCGAACCCAAUGAGACGGUUGUCAUGGAGACCCGCCCCAGUGAAUAUGUAUCCAGGUACCUGACAGACUUUGAGCCGGUACAGUGUCUGGGUCGAGGAGGGUUUGGUGUCGUGUUUGAGGCUCGGAACCAGGUGGACGACUGCAACUAUGCUAUCAAGAGGAUCCGCCUUCCCAACAGAGAGCUGGCCAGGGAGAAGGUGAUGAGAGAGGUGAAGGCUCUGGCCAAGCUUGAACACCCAGGGAUCAUCCGUUACUUCAACGCCUGGCAGGAGAGCCCUCCAGAGGGCUGGCAGGAGGGACAGGACCAGCGCUGGCUGGAGGAGAGCACUACCGACUGGCCUCUGAGCUCCCCCGACCACAUGGAGGUGCUGUCUGUCAAAGUGCCCAUCUCGUCUGUCUCCAGCCCUGUGAGUUCUGCGUCUGGGCUGGGCGGGGCCUUCAUGACUGACCACGACCAAUCCAUGCUCUCCAGAUCCGCAGGCGGGGCCAUGGGAUUUGGCUGUGGGGCUAUGGACUUCAGAGUUGGGACUGACAUCCCCUUCCCCCUGCUGAUUGGUCAGGACAGUAUGAUGUCAGAGCUGGAUAGCCAACCAGAUGCAGAGGCCUCGACUUCAGACACUCCCCACUCCUUUGAGCUAUGCCCCCCCCGCGGCCCCAGCGACUGCACCUCGUCCUCCUUUGACAUCGUGUUCGAGGACUCGGGCUGCGACCGUGACGCCGACCCUGACCCUGAGGUCAUGAUCCCCUCAGAAGCCUCUGGAUUGGCCAGUACCCCGCUCACUGAGAAGGCUAGCUCCUCCUCCUCCCACACCAGAAGAACCGACCCUUUCCCCGUACCCGUCCCACCCUCCUCCCCCUCCAUCCCUCCCUCCUCCUCUCCUCCACGCCCCACCUCCCUCUCCCUCUGCCUGGCCCCAAGCCCCUCCCGGACCCCCCCAACUCUGCGGCCCCAACCCUCUCCUAAAGUCUACCUGUACAUUCAGAUGCAGCUGUGUCGUAAAGACACCUUGAAGGAUUGGAUGUCUCAGAGAUGUCUGCCUGAACACAGGGAACAUUCUCAGUGUCUGGGCAUAUUUUUGCAGAUCUCUGAAGCUGUUCACUUCCUCCACAGCAAGGGCCUGAUGCACAGAGACCUCAAGCCCUCCAAUAUCUUCUUCACAGUAGAUGAUGUGGUGAAGGUUGGAGACUUUGGUCUGGUGACGGCCAUGGACCAGGAAGAGGAUGAGGAUGAUUCAGGACCCCUAACUCCCAUGCCCAGCUACGCCCGUCACACUGGACAAGUCGGCACCAAACUAUACAUGAGCCCAGAGCAGUUGUCUGGUGACUUGUACUCUCACAAAGUGGAUAUCUACUCUCUGGGUCUGAUCCUGUUUGAGCUGCUCUGUCCUUUCAGGACACAGAUGGAGAGGGUCAGGACUCUGACUGAAGUCCGAGAGCUGCAGUUUCCUGCUGUCUUCUCCAAGAACAACGUCCAGGAGCUGGGCAUGGUCCGUAGCAUGUUGUCCCUUAACCCGGCGGAGCGUCCUGAGGCUGCUGACAUCACGGAGGAGCCUCUGUUUCAGGAACUGGAAGUCCCGUGUCGCCUGGCGGUCCGACAACGAUCCCGGACAUACAGCGCCUCGUCAGCCGGAUGGCCUGCACGCACCUCUAUAGCCUCUUCCUGAACACACACACACACACACACACACACACACACACACACAACACACACACGCGCAACACGCACACACACACACACAUGCCAGUCACCCCUGUUCCCCCAUUCUCAGUCUAAUGCCAGACAGAACCUCCUCCUUCUGACACACCACCAAAGAGACCCUGUUGAACAUCUCUCUCACAUCGUUCCUACAGUAACCGUACUCUCACACAGUGUUUGUUCAUUCAAUCUCUCCCUCCUGCUGAGCCCUGCUGAACCCUGUACCUUAUCAACCAUAUCUAGAUGACACCUUGUUCUACCAUGAACUGUCCUUAACAACUGGUAACUAGUACUGACAACUAGUACUGAGAACUGGAGGCUGAGACAGACAUGCCUGACUUGGGUGAAAAACCUUUUCCUGCUAGUUCUGUUUAAGAUGAUUUAAAUGUAUUGCUUUAGGCCUUAGGAGGUUUGUGAGGUGUUAACUGCCUUGGUGUUUGUGAAUGCAUCAGAUAUCUGACCUGCCUUGGACCAGGAGACCUGCCUUGGACCAGGAGACCGGCCUUGGACCAGGAGACCUCCACUAGAAUGAAUUAAUGAAUGGUGCUGGGGAAUGUGUUCUACAGCAUGAUGGGGGAUCACAGGGCUAAGAAUUCCUCAACGCUAUCCUCUUUUUGUUGUUGUAAAUGUAGACAGUCAACUCUGUUUAAGUUGCUAAGCCAGAGCAGGACAAUGAUUUUCCAAAAUGUUCUCCCUGCCAUUUUUGUAAAUAAGUAAACAAAACAAAAAUUCAAAUGAUUGUAUGUUGUUAAAAGAUGUGGUGUGGUCACACCUGUGUAUAUAUACUGACUGUAAUACGGUUCCAUUGCUUUGUAAAUGGCAGAAUGAAGCAUUAUGAUAUCCAAUGAAGGGAGAGAGAGAGGAGAGCUGCACUUGAUCGCUAGCUGAAUGUGAUCUGGUCUCUUAAGCCCGGAGGAUACUGUGUCAUAGACAUGGUUCUUUCUAUCUAAGAAAUAGAAGGGAGAGUGGAUGUAUUUCUAAGUGAACUGUCACCAGAUGGGGCCAGAUUCAGUCCGAUCACGUUAGGUCCUCUCUGCACGUUUUAAAGGCAAUAUUCCCAUGUUUGCGUAAGACCCACAUUCACGGAAAACGCUCCGUAUGUUUGGUUUUUCCACCUUUUAUUGAACCAGGUCGGGCCAGUUGAGAACAGGUUCUCAUUUACAUGUUGUCAUCUCAUGUUGGCUUGAUUAGAACUUGCCUUUAAAUGUCAAUUGCUCUAUAAGGUGGCUCUUCCUCGGUCUGUAUUUCAUUUAGGCCCUGAACAAGAAUGAACUGAUUCUAAGUUGAGGAGGACCUCCCAAUAACAUUUUGGACCUUUCAUUAUGUGAUAAACACCAUGUUUUCCCCUCUGGACAGGAGAGCAGUGCUUUACAAAAGUCUUAUCAAGUCCUUGUUACUCUUAUCACUGAUAAUUGUAAUGUACUAUAAUUAUUGUUUUAUCAAUUGUACUUUUUCUAAUGAUUUUUGAAAGGCUUUUUUCAUAUAAUCCUGCAAGCGUUUUUGAUUACUGUAAAGUUUUUGAUUACUGUAAAGUUUUUGACUGGAGAAGCUGAUAAAUUUACAGCAGAGAUCUGGUUCUGUUGAGUAGAGAUGAGAGAGGAGAGUCUGCUGAGGUAGAGCUGGUUCUGUUGAGGAGAGUCUACUGAGGUUUGGUCAAAAUAAAAUCACUUUUUUUUAUAACCCAAACUGGGUUGAACCAAAUGGAACCAAUAAGGCUGAAACAACAGGGAGGGACCUCGCUGAACUUGUCCAAUAAAAAAAAACUCUGGUUUUCCAUUGCAAAAUGUUUUGCUACGGUGUGCACUAAUGAAUACACCCCUGGAUUAAAUGUUCAAACUAGAUCUUACAGUUUAUAACCUUUUCCCUUUGACCUACUGUAUCUGAGUCCCAGCGAAGAGGGUUGUUUUAUUUGUAUUCAUGUUUUAUGGACUAUAUGAAGGAAUUACCGUUCUCUGACUUUGCCUUCAAACUCUGAGAACAUCUGCAGCAAGUACCUAAAUUGUAUUUCUGUCUGUCUGCAAUCAAUAGUAUCUAAGACCUUUAGAUAAUACUGUCAUCUCUGCUUUUAGUUCUAGAAGUAGUGUUAUAAAUGACAACUAUAGUUGAAUUAGUUUAUAAGAUAGUUAUCUAACGGAUAUUAAGUUUUUUUGUUCUCUUCCUCCCUCCUCCUCUCUUCUUCUCACCUCCCUCCUCCUCUCUUCUUCUCUCUUCUUCUCUCUUCUUCUCUCUUCUUCUCUCCUCCC